GUGUUCUAGAGUCAGUUUCGGGCGCGCAAUGAACGGGAUCGCGAAUAUAUAACGGCCUGAUUCCCGCUUACGAUCGUCAGUUUUAUGCGGGCUCUGUCAGAUCUACGACAUAUUUAAUUGCGUUAUUCGCGCAACAAUACAGCUGCCAAUAAGCACGACUUUAACAAAAAGUACCACCAUCGACGUCAUCUUUUUUCCUAACUGACGAAAGCAAUUUUCAACGUUCUUAUCAUUAAACUGCGGGCAGCUAAAGACAAAAACACUUACCCAUUAUCCGAGAUUUUGCAGCUGGUGUGGACUUCAAGCAACAAAAACUUGCUAAUGUUCCGAGUUUGUUUUCUGUGAAACGAAAUAAAUGAAAUGAGAAUGUGCGAAGUUCAGAAUCGUUUGACGUACAUGCACUUAUUCAUCAAUCAGCAACAAGUCUAAUUUUCUUGUUGCGAAUCGGAGGUUUUAUGAUGAUGCGAAAUAUUAAGUGGACCCACUGGUUAAUGAAAAUGGAUUACGGGAGUUUGUUUUGCUGCUCGUUGGCGUUUCUACUUUAUAGCAAUACAUUGAAUUCAGAGUUUGUAUAUGAUGAUCGUCGUGCCAUAUUGACCAACCCAGACAUUCUACCUAAAACACCAUGGCUGCAGCUUUUUGAAAAUGAUUAUUGGGGAACACCGCUUACAGAUAGUGGAUCACAUGGUUCAUAUAGGCCACUAAGUGUAUUCACUUUUCGCCUAAAUUUCCUAUUAGGCGCAUUUGACCCAUGGGGUUAUCAUUUGGUCAAUGUGGCUCUACAUUGCUCCGCAACAUACCUGCUCAUAAGAGUUGCCAAAAACGUAUUGCCAAAGAACAGGACUCGUAUCGGUUCUUUAAUUACUGGAGCUCUCUUUGCCGUUCAUCCUGUCCAUACUGAAGCUGUAGCUAGCGUUGUCGGCAGAGCUGAUCUUCUCGCAUGCAACAUAUUCUUCUUGUCUCUACUUGCCUACUUCUCACACGUAAACCAUAGAGACUCAACGUGCUGCACACAGUCCUGCAAUCAUAUAAUUUCAUAUACGAAGUGCAGCCAAAAAAAAUAUGAAAAAAUAGCCACUGCGCUUCAAAAAAGCGUGACAAGUUGCAACUGGCCCAAACACAAAGCUUCUGUUCAGUAUAGGGAAGAAAAGCUGAACACGAAAAGCCACAUAAGCUGCCCAGAUACGGCCGAAAGUUUGCAUAUUUUGCCUUCAAAGUGGUGUUGUUGGUUGACAUUCAUUAGGAUGUGGUCGGACAUGUUAGUGUGUUUAGUUUUAGCCGUGUGUGCAAUGCUUAGUAAAGAGACGGGAAUUACAGUCCUUGGUGUUAGUUUUGUGUACGACUUUGUGUACUCGAAGAAUCAGAGGAAGAAACAGAAGAAAAGUUUUCUCAUCCUGUCAGUGGCCCUACUGCUGAUCCUAAUACCUCGCCUCAACACCAAACCUCCACAAUUUUCAGCAGCUGACAAUCCCACAGCAAGAGAACCAAGUGCGACUACAAGGUUUUUGACCUUAGCUUAUCUACCUUUCGUGAAUUUUUUAAUAUUGGUUUACCCCAGUCAAUUAAGUUUCGACUGGGGAAUGGACGCUAUACCCAGAAUACACAGUAUCAGAGACCCACGGGUGUUUUAUGCUUUAUGUUUUUACACAGUACUUACAGUGGUAUUGGGAGUUUGUCUCUUCGGAAUUCUCGAGCCGAGGGGAUGGUUUUCCGUUAGUUAUGCAAAUUUCAUUAAAGCAGGUUGCAUAAUUUACCACAGAAGAAAUUCGGAUACUCAUUCGCAUAACUGCAGGAUAGCAAAUAACAACAAUACUACCCAUAAUCACCACUUUCUUUGCGUUUGCACAGCGGUGAAGUUAACAUCGCAAAAAGUAACAUCGAGACACAGUGUAUUAUUUUCUUUAUCGCUAAUAGUUCUUCCCUUUCUGCCGGCAUCAAAUUUGCUCUUCUACGUCGGAUUCGUAGUAGCGGAGCGUGUCUUGUAUAUACCGAGUGCGGGUUUUUGUUUGUUGAUCGGUAUUGCCAGUGCGAAGUUGUGGAAACUUAAAAUGAAUCGUGGAUAUUUAUGUGCGGGCUUCGUUUUGGUGUUGGCCGGUUUUAGUGCGAAAACAGUGAUUCGGAAUUGGGACUGGAAAAAUGAGGAGUCGUUGUUUUGUAGUGCAAUCUCCUUCAAUCCGCCAAAGGCUUAUGGAAAUCUUGGCAGCAUCCUGAAUAGCAAAGGGAGAAUAGAAGAAGCAGAAGAAGCCUUUAAAAGAGCUUUGAAGCAUCGACCUAAUAUGGCAGAUGUGCACUAUAAUCUGGCCAUCCUGUUGCAGAGCAAACACGAGCUUGACGACGCUAUUCAGAGCUACCAGAGAGCAAUCCAUUUCCGGCCGUCAUUGGCACUGGCGCAUGUAAAUUUGGGCACGGCUUUAAUAGCAGCUGGCAGAUGUGAAGAAGCAGCUGCUAUUCUUCGGAAGGCCUCUCAACUUGAUGGUGUUGGAGUUAAAGAUAGAAGGGAACACGAAAAUGCCAAAGUGUCCGCGCUGUUGCAGCUGGGAGCUCUUCACAGCGACCAAGGUGAACUUCAAAAAGCACUUGCUGUGUACAGAGAAGCCGCUUUAAACCUUCCGGAUCAUUAUCCUCCUCAGAAAGUAUAUAAUGUACUCGGGGAAACGCUUGCCAAAAUGAAACGAGACGAAGAAGCUGAAAAGUGGUAUCGAGCAGCACUAGACGCUGAACCAGACCAUGUGCCAGCACACAUAACUUACGGGAAACUUUUAGCGAAAAAUGUGAGCAGAUCGGCGGAAGCAGAACAGUGGUUCCGCAGAGCUCAACGUUUGGCUCCAAAAGACGCCAGUGUUUAUCAUCAUUAUGGCGCAUUUCUUGUCAUAAAUCGACGUUACAAAGAGGCAGCCAACAUGUAUGAACGUGCAGCAGAGCUGUCCAUAGAUGAUUUCGAGCUUGCCGUAGCUGCCGCGACAGCUAUGCGCAAAGCGGGACGACACGAAGAUGCGGAAAAGUGGUAUCGACAGUCGGUGCGGAUGAGGCCGUCGGAUCCCCGAGGUCACACAAAUUUGGGAGCUAUGCUACACUUAAAUGGCAAAUAUAAAGAAGCAGAACACAGCUAUAAAAAAGCACUAAAACUGCAACCAGACGAUGAAACAACACUGACAAACCUGCACAGGUUAUACGGCAUUAUGACCUGACCCUAGGACAAAACCAAAUAUCGGGGUUAUGUGAUAAAUAAGAAAACUGGGGAAAGGGUGAAUGCCGAAUAUAUUGUGUACAGAGAAAAUGGUGUAGGUAUCUUACAAAGUACUAAUAAACUAAAUAGGUUUAGGAGUAAAGAUAAUUUACCGAGUUUUGUUUAAGUUAGGUCCCAGCGAAUAGCAGCGAUUAAUCAAAUUAUAUUACUUGCAAUAGGGACUUUAACUUAUUUAACAAAUUAUGUCUGCGAAAUAUAUUUAAAAUUUUUAGGGGUUUGUUGCUCAUUGUACUUCGAUCUAAUCACCAAAAUAGAAAUAUGUGAAAUAAAUAUAUUUAGGGGACGAAAUAAACUUUGACGCUAAUAAAUUUAAAAAAUAUAUGCAAGGUGUUUCAUGAGGAAUAGGCAUUAUUUUAACCACGCAUAAGUCUGAAAUUAACCCAAAGUUUCUAUAUAAACAAUUUUCUAAUUAAUACAAUUAUUUUUCAAAUUGUUUGUUGCAUUCCAAAUAAAAAAUGUGUCUUGCAUUUUCAUUAUAAGACAAGCAGUUAAGAUUUUAAAGUAAGGUUUGUGGUAGAUGGGCCAAUUUGGCCACCUUUAAAUUCAAUUGGAGAUGGGUGGAGACAAAAACUGAGCACAUCUCAUAAAAAAUUGUCGAUAAAUGUAGGGAGAGCAAAGGUUUACUUUUUGAGCGCUGGUAUUUUUGGUCUUUUAUUGAUAUUAAAGCAGUGUACUUACUAAAACCUCUAAAUAUAUCUACUUUGGUAGCUUUUUAGUUUAUGUAUCCGCUACGGACUAAUAAAAAUCGUGGGCCUGUAAAUUACUAACUAAUAAUUUUAGCUAACCACUCGCAUUAGUUUUUCUCUGCUCCAAUACAAACGGUGGCUUAAAUGUGUCCAGUUUGAAGCCCCUGCCAUAAAUCUUAUCGCGUAAAACAAGGAAUUUGAAAAGUUUUUGUAAUAAAUAAAAAAUACAGUGUCGUGUCAUUUUUUCCCUUAUCAAUUUAGGUAGCGUGCAGGUACGCACGCCACUGUCAAAAUUUAACAAAAUAAUUUUAUUACAAGACAUGCUUCUUCUCCUGCUAUUGAUCUCUGGAAAAUUUCGUUAAAAUAUAUGCAUGCCUUUUGAAGAAAUUUUUCAUUUUGCAUUUGUAAUUAAAUUUCAACACCCUGUAAGUCAGUUGCAAAGCAUUUUUGAGCAGAUCAAUUAUAUAACAGACUAUGGUUAUUUUGAGACGUAGAACACGUGGUGAAAGUAAUGAAUCUUCGUCCCUGAUGAAACAUCUUGUAUAUACGAAUAGCAAAAUAUCCCGUAGCUUUAAUUUUUUAUGCGUAGACAUUGCCCGUAGACAGAGAUGGAUUUGACCUAUGCAUUAUAUACAAUAACUUGUUGUAGAUAAGUGAGAUAAAAGAUAACACCUUUUGCGAUAUUUUUUAUAAAAUAAAUAGCAUCCUAAGAUUGUUGUUUAAGAUUUGAAAUUUGAAAUUAUUGUAAGAUUUUUGCCAAUUACCUUGUAAAUAUUUCCAAUCGGUCUAGUAUUGUUGAUCGACGAUUGAUUCACAGAGGGAGAGGAAAACUUAUUGCUAAUUAUAUGGCAUUGUUAUUGAAUAUCAUACAAAUUUGUCUUUAAAUCUCAGAUAACUUGAAAAUUCUUUGUUCAGUCGGCUUGAAUAGAAAAUUUAAGAUUUUUUCAUCAGUUUAAAACCUGACUUUUUCUGUAAAUCAUUCCACGUGAGCAUGAAUGGUAAUGGUUGAGCAUUUAUAGAGGCCUAUUGCAAUUAGCUAAGUAAGUACCAAUAUAAAUUUUAUGAAGAAAUUAAUAUUCCAGUAACAGUUGAAAUCAUAACUGUUGUAGUAAAAGACCUAAUGCAAUCCUCUUCCAAAAUGUGUGUUUUAUUUACUAAUUUCAACACCAGUAUAAAAGCGCAACUUUUCGGUUUUUAGCUGUUCCAUUUUGCUUCCGGUUAAGCAUUUACCUAUAAAUACGAUAGAAGUAUAAAAUACACAUACUAAAUUAGUACAUUUGUUAAAUUGUCAAAGGAAUUAUUUUUAAAACACGAACAAAUGCAGACAACUAUUUACAUAUUACGAAAAUUAAACUGUCGAUAAAAUUAAUAUUGAACACUUAGCAACUGUUUUAGCAUACUUAUUCAGGUUAAUUAAUUUCAGAGCAAAACAUAUUUAAAUUAACGUAAAACGUUUCAUUAAAUGCUUAUUAUAUAUCCGUUGGGUUUGUUUUAAUAUCUGCUGAUAGCAAUUCUUUUCAAUGGGGCCACCGUUCUAACAGUGGUCGGUAAAAUAAUUAAAAGGACAAUAUUAACGACGAUCUAUGGUGAUAGCAGUUUAGUUGAAGUUGAAUUUGAUUUUAAAAUACUCAAAGCUAAUUUAUGCAAUAAGUAAGAGAUAUUUUGUAAAUUGCAUUGACGCUUUUGUAAAAUAGGGUGCAUACAGCUGCUAUUCUGAAAAUGACUUUGCUAGUACUAUACUUUUUUACUGCAAGAAUAUAUAUUUUUAAUAAGGAUGCACUACGAUAUUUGAGGUGCUGUUACUAUAAAGUCACAUAGAUGAAAUUAAAUAAUUUUUUAUUUAUUUUGUUUUCUAUAUGAAUCGUGACCUCGACUAACCUCAUAUGUCGAGUUGCAUUAGCACAAUUCAAGCCAAUCAAAUACUGAACUAAAGUUGUGCAGUUGAACAAAAGACAAUAAAUAUUUCAGAACAUUUCAGUAGAUUUUAAUAAAUUUGUGAAAUAAUGCAAAAUGUAAAAACGAUAGUCGGUCAGUUAUCCAAUACAAUUUAUGUAUGAAAUAAUUCGUAUAAGUUAGCUUUGGGAUUAUAAAUAGUAACAAUUAUGUAAAAUAUCAAGUUCUAAAUGCUGGUAUCUUGUAUUGUACAUAGGUAAAUUAAUUCAUUUCUAUUGAAUUUUAUUAUAUGAAAUAUAUUAUAAAAUAUCCUAUCGUUUAUCGUUGUCACAUAUCGGUUAAUAGGUGUAAAAUAAUAUCCUAGAAUAAAACAAUCAUGCGGUUCAAGUUCGAUUUGGAAUUAUGUGGACUUUUAUUAAUUAUUGUUUUUUAAUUCCGCCUACUUUGUAGGAUUAACAUAUUUGGUUCAAGAAAUUCAGAGCAUUUUAGGUGAGUUUUGUACGUUUGUCAUUGUUUAUGUCUUUGAAAAUCAUACAUGAUAAAUAAUAAGUACUAAAACAAAUUUGUUACAAUCGAAUACUGGUGGACACUGCAAUCGGUAUUGAGUCUUUGUUUACAGAUCCUCAAAUUAAAAUACAAAACAAAAAUUAUAAAUAAUAUUGAUUGAAUGAAAAUGUGAAAAACAAUAAUCGACUGAAAUUUUCGGCAAUCUCAACGAAUGAAUUUGAACAACGGUUUAUUCUCUUUUAUAUAUUCACUAUCUCUGCCAAUUAACAUUUUCCACUAAUCUGGCUUUGAAAUUUAAAAAAUAGUUCACAAAUUGUCGACAUUUGUUAAUAAUGCCAUCGUAUGAGUAGUUAGCCAUUUAAUUGGCAGCGCUAAUACUAAACUCAGCGAACUAAUUAUCGCAAUAUGAGAAACAAUUUCUGACGGUAUUGACGGAGCAGUCUUGAUUUCUAGGUCCAUUUAUCAAAGCUAACUUUGUUAGUAUCUAGACUAUUUUAUUAUCAAUUGAAACUAAAAAAAAUGAGAGGUUGUUACUUAAAAACGCUAUUAAUAAUUGCACCUACGCAGUUAGAGUAUACAAGUAAUAACAAUUUAAAUUUUUCGGUUUAUAAAGAACAUAAUACCUGUGGGGACCAUUAGUAAUUCCUGUAACUUUUAUGUUACAAAAUGGUUGUGUAAUUGUUUUCGACCAUUAGUUUAAUUAAAAGAUAUAUAAAUUCUUGCAAUACUAAUAUUUUCCACUUUCCAAAUCGAAUUUCUGUCAGCGGAAGCAUCUGUUUAUUAUACAUGUUCUUACCAAACGAAAUUCUUGUAAAACCUCUUUAAACUCUUUGUCAAUAAUAAUCGUAGGAUGUAGUUGUUUUUACAAAAGUUUUGAAAUUUUAAUACGUAAGCUUGGAACUGUAACUUAAUCGAAUAUAUUUCUAGCUUUCUAUGGAAGGUACAACAUUACAUACAAAAACACUUGUAACAAUUGAAACUGUAAAAUAAAGCUUAUCUUAUUUUGUGUAA
Messenger RNA from Dendroctonus ponderosae (mountain pine beetle), 7344 nucleotides. Its product is annotated as protein O-mannosyl-transferase TMTC2. The record is from RefSeq and is a predicted model, not a curated record. Bases 456 to 3188 code for a protein of 910 amino acids. Gene Ontology annotation, cellular component: endoplasmic reticulum membrane. Gene Ontology annotation, molecular function: mannosyltransferase activity; protein binding. Gene Ontology annotation, biological process: protein O-linked glycosylation via mannose. The transcript is spliced from 12 exons. NCBI's taxonomy places the organism in Eukaryota, Metazoa, Arthropoda, Insecta, Coleoptera, Curculionidae.